ACAAGCAGACCGCGGUGGGUCGAGCCCUACAAAACUCGCCCCAGUAGUUCAGCAAGCAAGGCGAGCUUCCCAGCGGCGCCUCCCGAAUCAGUGCCCCUCGCGGUACACGGAGGCCUGAAAGUUCGUGGGUCCCGUGGAUCGCUGGACACACUGGGACUCAGGACCAACGCCCAUCAUGCACUCAGAGAGUGCUCCAAGGUUCCGGGUACUCCUGCUUCCUAUCCUGCUGCUGCUCCUGGCCACACCGCCUGUGGUUAGCAAGGGCUGUGUCUGCAAAGGAAAGGGCCCGUGCCUCUGUGUGGGGACCAAAGGGGAGAAGGGGGAGAAAGGCUGUGCCGGGCCCCCUGGUUUACCUGGCCAGAAAGGAUUUCCAGGUCCUGAAGGCUUGCCUGGACCACAGGGACCCAAGGGCUCUCCAGGACUUCCAGGGCUCACUGGCCCCAAAGGCAUCAGGGGAAUAACUGGAUUACCAGGAUUUUCAGGUCCUCCUGGACUUCCAGGCAUCCCAGGCCACCCUGGGCCUCCUGGGCUGGCUGGUUUACCAGGAUGCAAUGGUUCGAAGGGUGAGCAAGGAUUCCCAGGCAUUCCGGGGACACCAGGCUAUUCGGGGCUCCCAGGUCCUGCUGGUUUGAAAGGACAAAAAGGUGAGCCUGCUCAAGGAGAAGACAGGGAAUUCAAUGGCAAAGGUGACCCUGGGCUUCCAGGGCCUCCAGGCUUCCAGGGUUUUCCAGGCCCCCCAGGUUUUCCAGGGCCUGCCGGUCUACCUGGUCCUCCGGGAGAUUUUGGUCUUCCAGGUGCCGUGGGACCCAGAGGACCAAAAGGUCAUAUGGGCGAUAAUGCCAUAGGACAAAAAGGAGAAAGGGGUGUGAAAGGAUUGACAGGACCUCCUGGACUGCAAGGAACAGUGAUUGUCACACUCAUCCACCCAAACAACACAUCGGACUUUAAGGGGGAGAAAGGAGAUAUGGGAGAGAUGGGUGAACCUGGGCAUCCUGGACCCUUGGGGCCACCUGGAGACUCCUAUGGAUCAGAAAAGGGUGUUCCUGGAGAGCCUGGUCCAAGGGGAAAACCUGGAAAAGAUGGUGCUCCUGGCUUCCCUGGCACUGAGGGAGCCAAAGGCAACAGGGGCUUUCCUGGGUUAAGGGGUGAAGAUGGCAUUAAGGGAUGGAAAGGAGACAUUGGCUCUCCAGGAUUCCCGGGUCCAACAGAAUAUUAUGACGCAUACCUGGAAAAGGGAGACAAAGGAAUGCCAGGCCCACCUGGGCCCAAAGGUGCUCGUGGCCCACAGGGUCCUAGUGGUCCCCCUGGAGUUCCUGGAAGCCCUGGACUGUCAAGGCCUGGCCCCAGAGGACCUCCUGGAUGGCCAGGCUUGAAAGGAAGUAAAGGGGAGAGAGGACCCCCUGGAAAAGGCACCAUGGGCCCUCCUGGACCCCUGGGCUGCCCGGGUUCACCAGGUCCACCAGGCCCACCAGGACCUCCAGGACGUCCAGGUGACAUUGUUUUUCAGCCGGGACCACCUGGUGAUCAUGGAGUGCCAGGCAAUAUAGGACCUCCAGGAGACCCAGGAAUUGAUGGGCCGAAAGGAGAACCGGGCCUUCCGUGCACAGAGGUCCAUUGCAUCCCAGGCCCCCCUGGUCUCCCCGGAUUUCCAGGAUUAGAUGGUUUCAAAGGUAUCCCAGGAGGACGAGGUGCCCCUGGCAUGAAAGGAAACCCAGGGUCCCCCGGAAGCCCAGGACUCCCAGGAUUUGCAGGAUUCCCAGGGGACCAAGGGCACCCAGGACUGAAAGGAAGCAAAGGUGAAACACCUCUACCCUGGGGGCAAAUGGGUGACCCAGGCGAACCUGGGCUCAGAGGUGUGCCAGGGAGAAAGGGCUUCGAUGGAAUUCCUGGAAGUCCAGGAGCAAAGGGAUCGCCAGGACCUAGAGGUGAACCGGCCCUGAGUGGAAGGAAAGGGGACCAGGGACCUCCAGGGGCUCCUGGAUCACCUGGACCUCCGGGACCCCCAGGACCAGCUGGACCACCGGGCUAUGGACCUCGAGGAGAAACAGGUCCAAAGGGAACGCCAGGAGUUCCUGGAGCCCCGGGACCACCUGGAGAAGCCGGUCUUAAAGGAGAACCAGGCAUAUCAACACCAGUUCCAGGUCCCCCAGGACCUCCAGGGCUCCCGGGGCAGGCCGGUCGGCGAGGUCUACCUGGUUUGCCUGGACCUGUGGGAAAAUGUGAGCCUGGUCUUCCCGGACCUGAUGGUGAACCAGGGCUCCCAGGAAUUGGACUUCCUGGGCCUCCAGGACCUAAGGGAGAUCAAGGUUUCCCAGGAACAAAAGGAUCACCUGGUUGUCCUGGGGAACCGGGAAAGCCAGGCCGUCCUGGAGAACCAGGCCACCCAGGAGCCAAGGGAGAACCAGCACUAGCCAAGCCGGGGGAACCUGGAAAACCUGGCUUUCCAGGAGAAAGAGGCAAUCCUGGGGAAAGUGGAGAAAUUGGACUCCCUGGGCCUCCAGGCCUCCCUGGAACUCCAGGAAAGGAUGGACCUGAUGGGCCUCCAGGAGACCCAGGACAGCCUGGACCGCCUGGAGCAAAAGGAAUCCCGGGGAGGUGCACACAAGGACCCAAGGGUGUCCAAGGACUUCCGGGCCUAAAUGGAUUGAAAGGGCAACCAGGUAGAAGAGGCGAUAUGGGGCCAAAGGGAGACCCUGGCAUCCCAGGCUUGGACAGGUCAGGAAUGCCUGGAGAACCCGGCCCACCAGGAAUGCCAGGUCAUCCUGGCGAGAUAGGACCACCUGGCCGGAAAGGAUAUCCAGGGGAUGCAGGAUACCCAGGGCCACCAGGCGAGAAAGGAGAGGUUGGGAUGAUGGGUUAUCCUGGAACCACUGGUCCUCCAGGGUCUCCUGGGAAACCAGGUUCACAGGGGCAGAGAGGUAGCCGUGGAAUCGCAGGAAUAAAAGGGGAAAGAGGACGCCCAGGAUCCAAAGGUGAACGAGGAGAGAAGGGAAAUCCUGCAACUCUCCAAAUUCCACAUUUAAAGGGGGACAAAGGAGAACCCGGAUUCAAAGGAUUUGUAGGAAAUCCAGGUGAAAAAGGAGACAGAGGCAUUCCAGGGUUAUCAGGUCUGAAAGGCUUCGAGGGACUGCCUGGGCCCCCAGGCCCUCCAGGUAAGGGCCCUAGAGGCGACGUGGGACACAGUGGGAAUCCUGGAGAAGCAGGGCCAGGCGGCAUGCCGGGAAGCAUGGGGAACAUGGGUGUGCCAGGCCCUAAAGGGAGAAAAGGAACUUUGGGAUUACCGGGUCUAGCUGGAAGACCAGGCCUUCCAGGGAGUCGUGGUCAAGGAGAUAAGGGGGAGCAAGGUCAUUCAGAAGGUGCAAGGCCAGGACCACAGGGACCAAAGGGCAUUCCAGGUGAUCCAGGAUUUUCCAGGUAUGACAAAGGAAAGAAAGGAGAGAGAGGCCCACCUGGGCCACCUGGACAAUCGGGACUUGCUGGACCUGACGGUGCCCCUGGGAGUCCUGGAAGUCGUGGCCACCCAGGGAAUCCGGGUCCUGGUGGUUGAUUUGGGUCCAAAGGAAAGAAGGGCUGUCCAGGCCUUCCAGGAAGCACUGGCCCCCCAGCCCCUCAGGAUUCCCCAGGACCUCCUGGACCCAAUGGGUAUGAGAGGCAACAGGGCCAUGAUGGAAUUCCUGGUCCACCCGGAGAAAAGGAGAAGACCAGGCUUGCGGGGGCCCAUCCAGGCCCAAAAGGGAACCCUGGUGUUCCAGGUGUCAAAGGAGACAAGGGAGCCCCAGGCUUGCCUGGCCUCCCUGGCAGGAAGGGGACCAUGGGAGAUGUUGGACCUCAAGGACCCCCAGGCAUCAGUGGACUCCCAGGACCACCAGGUCUACCUGGGGCAAUUGUCCCUGGCCCAAAAGGAAACAAAGGUCUUCCUGGCCCAAGAGGAAGUCCAGGUAAGCCAGGUCCCCCUGCUCCAGGACUUAUCAUAAAAGGCAUAAAAGGUGACAAAGGAUUUCUGGGCCUACCUGGCCCCAAAGGUCUACCUGAUGUAGGCGACAUGGGCCCACAAGGUCACCCGGGAGCACCAGGUACCCCAGGUCUUCCAGGUCUCAGAGGUGAUCCAGGAUUCCCUGGAUUUCCAGGAAUAAAAGGAGAGAAGGGUAAUCCAGGAUUUCUUGGAUCAAUUGGACAUCCAGGACCCACUGGGCCGAAAGGACCACCUGGUGAACGUGGAAAACCUGGUACACGUAAGAUCAUCUCCCUUCCAGGAAGCCCAGGGCCACCCGGUCCACCUGGACAGCCAGGAAUGAAAGGAGAUCCUGGGUCACUGGGACCACCUGGAAUCCCAGGGCCCUGUGGACCAAAAGGUAAACCAGGCAAGGAUGGAAACCCAGGAUCUCCAGGAGCAGCUGGUGGAAGGGGCAACAAAGGCUCUAAAGGCCAGCAAGGGCCACCUGGAUUGGACGGAUUGCCAGGCUUUAAGGGAAAACCUGGAGAGAGGGGAACACCUGCCUCUGGGACAAGAAUGCAAGGAUUUGUCUUCACCCGACACAGUCAAACCACAGCCAUUCCUUCGUGUCCUGAGGGAACGCAGCCGCUCUACAGUGGCUUUUCUCUUCUUUUUGUGCAAGGAAAUGAACGUGCGCAAGGACAAGACCUUGGCACUCUGGGCAGCUGCCUGCAGCGAUUCACCACAAUGCCAUUCUUAUUCUGUAACAUCAACAAUGUAUGCCAUUUUGCAUCACGGAAUGACUAUUCAUACUGGCUGUCGACACCAGCUCUGAUGCCAAUGGACAUGGCUCCAAUUACGGGCAGAGCUCUCGAGCCCUAUAUUAGCAGGUGUGUGGUCUGUGAAGGUCCUGCCAUGGCCAUAGCCGUUCACAGCCAAACGACAGCUGUCCCUCCAUGUCCCCGUGGCUGGGUUUCUCUCUGGAAAGGGUUUUCCUUCGUUAUGUUCACAAGUGCCGGCUCCGAGGGAGCAGGGCAAGCGCUCGCAUCACCCGGCUCCUGCCUGGAGGAGUUCCGAGCCAGUCCAUUUAUAGAAUGCCAUGGACGAGGAACAUGUAACUACUACUCAAACUCCUACAGCUUCUGGCUGGCUUCAUUAAGCCAAGAAAGAAUGUUCAGAAAGCCUAUUCCAUCAACUGUCAAAGCUGGAGAUUUAGAAAAAAUCAUAAGCCGCUGUCAGGUGUGCAUGAAGAAAAGACACUGAAGAAAUCAAAGAAAAUAGAACCUCUUUUUUUUUCCUUCUUGAAUAGCAAAGUCGUGGCUCAGUGCAUGGGUUUUCCUUAGGUCUUUGUCCUCUAACCUUGCAGUGUUGUUCAGUGACGAUCUGGUGGCGGCACGUUUCACCACACCAGAAAGCGUUCCAUUCAAGCUAGUCCGUGGUAUGGGUCUGUAAACCUGUGUGGUUUCAAAGUCCCCUCUAGGAAGGCAACAGCUUCCCACAAAAUAUCACUGAAAUCACACUCUGCUUGUACACAAAGCACUGACAAAAUGAUGUCUCUGUGGAGCCUGAACUGAAAGCUAAGGGAGAGUUGGUCCAGGGGAUGUUCAGUGUGUUCCUUGUCCCACUUUGACCUAAGGAAUGUGGUUUCUUCCCACCUCCUUUCUGAGACCUUAGACUUCAGCUAGAGAAGGAAAUGGUGUUAUACAGUAUAAAACACAUCAUGACAAGAACUGGAUAGUCAGACCUGUUGAGAUGUAUAAUGCCCAAGAACACACAUAGAUGAGGUUCAUGAUGUUUCAGGACUCAUUUAAAUAUGUCCAAAGCUAGGACCAAAGGAAACUUCUUGAAGGGAAUCAUAAUAGGCUCGGAUAUAAAGUAUGGGCUUUUUUUUUUUCUGUUUUGUUGACGAUGUCUAUUUGCUAUUUUACUAUGGCCAUAGAUUGAAAGGGGAUAAAAUGUUUACCCUUAGGGGGUUAAUUUUUACUAGAAUGUUAUACACAUACACUGAAAUAUUUCUCUUGUUCUCAAUGUUCUCACAAGUAACAAGGAAACAAUUUACUAAAUGUGCACUUUAUCCCCAUUCCUAUAAAUACUGGCCUUAAAGAAUUUCACUAGUAGUUCAAUAAGCCAGGGAAGAAUGAGAGGCAUUUGCUGGUAUAACAGACUCCAAACAUUUUCUUUGAUCGAAAUAGUUCAUAACACAAUUUUACAGAUUUGUUCCUUUGUUACUUUUCUAACUUAUCCUUUGGAAAACUUUACACACACACACACACACACACACACACGUUUUUAUGUUAUAUAUUCUCACCAACCAUGUGGAGCGAGAGACCACUGGGUGUAAACCUUACUGUUUGUCUUAAAACUUGCUUUUAAGUAUAUUGAUACAUUCCCAAGUUUACUUAAUUCAGCCCAACAAGUAUUUUCUUCAGUACUAACCUAUGUCCUAUAUACUGAGCUUGGUCUCAGGGGAAGGUAGUCAGACAGGUUUGCUUCUGAUCCAAUCAUGAGAAGGCAACUUAUUCUUUGUGUAAAGACAAAUGCAAGACCUUCCCUACACACACACAC
Molecule: messenger RNA, 6499 nt
Organism: Arvicola amphibius (Eurasian water vole)
Lineage: Eukaryota; Metazoa; Chordata; Mammalia; Rodentia; Cricetidae
Gene: Col4a3
Product: collagen type IV alpha 3 chain
Cellular component (GO): basement membrane; collagen trimer
Molecular function (GO): extracellular matrix structural constituent
Source: RefSeq, a predicted model, not a curated record